GUAAAUUCCGGAUCGAUAAGCUGUACAGGUUUUUAUCCUUGACACAAUAAUGUAUUUAUAAACAUGUGGUCAUGUUUGUUUCCGUAUCAACAUGUCUGAAAGGACAGAGGCAGCGGAAGCUUUGCAAGGUACCUCAUCACAAGAGAAGACCGAUGACACUGACACACUCCAGAUUGUCUUUGAAUACAUCGCUGUUUGUUUGUCUGCUUUACUUCUCCUUGUUACCUUCCCUUUAACAUUGCCGGGCAGUAUUAAGAUUAUACAGCAAUAUGAGAGAGGAGUAAAAGUGCGACUAGGGAGAGAUCGUAAAAAAGAACUUUUGAAACCAGGUGUUGUUUUCGUGUUUCCAUGUGUCGAUGAGUUGUGGCUUCAAGAUAUAAGAACCAAGUGUUACGAGACGCCGAAGCAACAGGUACUAACAAAGGACUCUGUCUCAAUCGAGGUAAAUGCCGCUUUGACAGUAGAUGUAAGGAAGCCGUACGAUUGUAUACUCGUAGGACAAGGGACGGAUAUAGUAAAGGGGAUGUCGACAAGAAGGGCACUGGCCUCAUUGCGAGCUGUCUGUGGAAAACUUACAUUAGCCGAGAUUAUAGAAGGAAGAGAAAAGGUUUCAAGACAGAUAAAGACAAUGAUGAAGAAACGAUGGGGUAGAUCAGUCGAAGUUACUAGAGUUGAGAUUAAGAACAUAAGUAUGCCGACGGAGAUGGAGAGAUCAAUGGCUAGCGAAGCAAUUAGCAGGAGACAAGCUAAAGCUAAGGUAUUAGCUGCUGAUGGAGAAAUCCGAGCGUCCCGUGUACUAAAAGAAGCAGCAGACAUUGUUUCGGCAUCACCAUCGGCCAUUCAGUUACGUUUACUUCAUACUAUGCUAAAUGUAUCAAAGAAAAACAACAACACAGUCGUGGUUCCUGUGCCUCGUGAGAUCACACAAAUGAUCAAAGAGAAGCUUUCAAAAGAAGUACGUGUGACACGAGUCAAACCACUUUGAUUUCAAACAUUCAGUACUGUAUUUACAAACUAGCUCUGAAGUUGAUAAAAAUCACUCAAGACAGCAACAUAUUACACACUCGCCUUGUAAGUGUGUAGUUUGUGUAAGAAAUCAGCGGUAUUUAUGAAACCAAUUUUCAUAGGUCAUUGUAUCUGCACAUGUCUGAUAUGUACCCAUAUAUGUAUCUAUACAGGAAACGAAAGUUUCCCUACUCAUGAUAAUUAUUAUUAUUAUUAGUCUUGACUGUAGUCCAAUUCAAAGUUGUGGAGACAAGGGAACAUUUCGUAACAAUACGUUCCAGAGAGAAUUGAUCAGUAAACUUUGAUUUACUAUUUAAAUCUGACUAGUUUUACAAAAUGCACCAGAUGAAUUUGUUUAUAAUCUAACUAUAGACGGAAGCUUGCUAAUGUCUGCAAAGACUCCCUUUUACGUAAUUAUGUUCCUGUGACUUUGGUCAAUUUAUUAUUUUCGUAUGACUAAACAUUGAAAAUAUUGCAAAACCAGUUAUGUCAACCACUGUUAUAUACCUGAAAUGUGAAAUUUUGUUUGCAGUUUAAUACACAUUAUUUAUGUAAAUAAGCAAGAGCAACAUUUUUUAACCCUUACCUUGCUGGACAAGAUUGUUUCUUCAUGCAGUCUGAUCUGACAUCCGUGCAGUCUGAUCAUGAUCUGCACUGUUCGCAAUUCAGUCGGUAUCUAUUUUUUUUUGGUAAUCACCCCUUUUUACGGUUAAUGGUACUGUCCAAAUUGGAAGAUGGACAAGUCCAUUUUAGAAAUUUAGCAGGUAAAGGGUUAAUAUACGAAAUCAGUCAUACCCUGAUUUUAUUUACAAUUGAUUUAUAGCGAAAUCGCUGUCAAAUUGUGCCUUUAUCAGCAUAUACUGAAAUAUUCCGUUGUUUGAUUAUUUUUUUUCCUUAGAAUAAGCAUUAAAUUGAAGUUUGUUUAUUUUUUCAAUCAUAUAAUUAUGUCUUUUUGCAAUAUUUAAGUUAAAACUUCAAAAUAUUGCAUACAGUUUAUAAUCUUAUCAGAUUUACCCAGUAUGAUAUUUUAUUGAUGCCAUUUAUACACAGAUCAGGCUCGUAGGAAGCGUUUUCAAAUGAGGGGGGGGGGGGG
Molecule: messenger RNA, 2098 nt
Organism: Mercenaria mercenaria
Lineage: Eukaryota; Metazoa; Mollusca; Bivalvia; Venerida; Veneridae
Product: protein unc-1-like
Exons: 9
Coding region: 92-985 (297 amino acids)
Cellular component (GO): plasma membrane
Source: RefSeq, a predicted model, not a curated record